Anopheles funestus (African malaria mosquito) is the source of this 7629-nucleotide messenger RNA. RefSeq names its product double-stranded RNA-binding protein Staufen homolog (gene stau). The coding region runs from base 789 to 4202 and encodes 1137 amino acids. NCBI's taxonomy places the organism in Eukaryota, Metazoa, Arthropoda, Insecta, Diptera, Culicidae. The record is from RefSeq and is a predicted model, not a curated record. The transcript has 6 exons.
AUCCUGCAAUAGGAUAGGUAGACUUUGACAUAUCGGUCUCGCUCAAAUGUUUAGAUAAUUUUCACUCGCUUUUUACCUCCGGAAAAUCCACCUCAAAGCAAAACUGUUUUCUUUACUGUUUGCCGACGAUUCUCAUCAUACUCCUAGUGGAAAAGCUGUAAUGUAAAUUAGUGUUUGUUCAAAGAAAGUGUUGUGCUUGUGCCGUGCAGAACGAGACGUGUUGUUAAAAGAAAGAAACCUUCCCACCUGCCCCGAAACCGAAACACAAAAGGCUUUUGGAUGCUGUAGGAAAAGUGAAGAAAUAGAAUAAAAAAAAGCAUAUUGUUUCGAAAUAUGCAAUGGAAUGUAGCUGUGGGGGCGCGGAAAGUGUGAAAUCUCAAGACAAGCCAGUGAAUUUUGUGAUACUCUUGUCCGUGGAAGCUGAAUGUUAAGAUUGUACCAUACGGGGAAAAAGCAGCUGCAGCAUCCUUCUGUGUUCGCUCUGCCAACAGGACACUCUUUGCGCUUACAUCAAAACGGGGAAAAAGCUGGUUCUAGAAAGCUAGACAGUGGCGUCGACUUCAAUCUCUUUAAAAACACAAUCAGUGUGACCAUAAGCACGGGAUCCAGUGUGCCGUAAUCUGUACAUGUGUUAUUUACAGUCACGUGCUUCCAUGUCUGUUUGACUGAUCCGAUUGAAAGCGUUUGCACUGUCAAAAAAACGAGUUCUACGGCCGUUUCGCAUCUAGCCAGGGGGAGAGUAUUGUAAUUAAAAGCGUUCCUAAGGCAACAAAAAAAAAAAUCGCAACAUGCACGGACAUAUGGCACCACAGCAGCAUCCCGGGAUGCAUCCUGCACAUCAACCGCCACCACAUCUGACGCAUUUAACCAGUCUGCCGCCCCACAACAUACAGCGUGACCAUCCAGCUAACAGACUAACCAACGCACGCCAUCAUCAUCCGCGCGGUGUCGAUCAUCAGGGAGCCGGUAUGGCCCCCCACCUUCCGAUGCAGGUUCCGCCACCGACACACCAACCGUCACAGCACCAGUCACAGAACGCGCGAAAGCCACCACCGGGACCGUCGUAUUACAACAUGCACAGCGGCAUACCGAAAUCGAUGCCACUGACCACACCCCAUCUGCAUCCUUCGCCGCCGGGGUUGGGUGUGGGACCGCAACCACCACAACCGUUGCCACCGCACCAGCAGCAUAUGGGUUCGAUUUCACAUCCGUCGGUCGUCGGCGGAAAUCAUCCGCCCGGUCCCGGUGCUAAAAUUCCGUAUGGGAUGGGUGGUGGUGGUGGUGGUGGUGGAGCUGGUGGAAGUGUUGCUGGAGCAUCAAUGUCGGUUUCCGUGCAUCAUCCAGUGACGAUGCAGGCACCGCCACCGAUACCUGUCGUCUCUGCAGCGACACCGGCUGGCACGAAAACGCGUCACAUCCCAUCGAACACGGACCAUAAAGUCCACCACGGCCAUGGCCACAGUGUGCUGCAAUCGAAUGGCAAUUGUGGUCCCGGUUCGAAGGGGAUUGCGAACAAUCAUCACCAGACGAACCAGACGGGAACGACGACAAUGGAUAAGACAAAAGUGUCUGCAGGAACUGCAUCAAGUGGAGGCAAUCGACACCAUCACAAUCACCACCAUAGUCAGCAUCAACAGCAGCACCAGCAUCAACCACAGCAGCAGAUCUUAUCGAAACCAAACGAUGCGCCGAUUCCAAAGGAUUCGGUUGGGGUAACAGGAGUGACAGUAAGUGCCGCCAGUGUGUCACCGUCCGUUGCAAACGUUGCAGCGACGAUGACGAACCAGCCGGAGUCCGCUGCUAUCGCUACUAGUACCCCAGCGAACGGUGGCACGUUAUCGGUGGCCUCAUGCAUGGGCGACCAAAGCGGAGCGCCGAACCAGCUGGCGCCGGCACAACACUCACCAACCGACUCGAUAGAAGCCUUGGCAAACAUUAAAGAGAAAACAACCAUGUGUUUAGUUAACGAACUGGCGCGGUACAACAAAAUCCAGCACCAGUACCGUCUGACGGGUGAAUCCGGACCGGCGCACAAGAAACAUUUCACCGUCACGCUGAAGCUCGGCGAUGAGGAGUACACGGCGGAGGGUGCGAGCAUCAAGAAGGCGCAGCACAAGGCGGCUGGGGAUGCGAUCGCGGCGACCAAAUACAAACAUCCGCCGGCCCGGACGAACCGUCGGACGAAAACCGGCACCAAGGGCAACGUGAGCAGCUUCACGCCGACGGUCGAGCUGAACGCGUUGGCCAUGAAGCGCGGUGAACCGACGGUGUACACCGUCAAGGCGGUCCCGGUACCGGUAUCGAAAUACGGUCCAGCGAACGGUACGAACGGAGGCCCGGUUCCGCCGGCAACCGGUGGACGGCGCCCGGUGGAAGAUAAGUCCGCACCGGGUGUUGGCCACCCGCCGGGCGUGGGUUUCGCCGGUGCCGGACGAUACGCGAACGAGGGCGGAAAUGGUACCGCCGGGGCACCCGCCGGCAACAACGGGUACUGGUGCCGUGCAACUGGACCGACGGGUAUUGCGGCUGGUGUUGGCGGACGUGGAGGCAUGGGUGGAUUUCAUCCGGGACACCAGCAGCAACAGCAACAUCACGGUCAUCAUCCGCGGGACGAUCACCAGAAUCGUCACCAUGCGUCACAUAACUAUCACCAUCAUGAAGGGUACGGACACCACCACGGUUCGUCCGCACCGGUGCCAUCCGUGCAGGAGUUCUACAAGGCUACGCUGCGCGUUGGUGAACGAACGUUCCUCGGCGAAGGUCAUACACCGCAGGCCGCUCGGCACGAUGCUGCCGCCCGAGCGCUGGAAGUGUUGAAACCAUUGACGGCGGAUAGUGCCGAAGGCAAGGGCAAACCAGGCGACAGCGCUGCCAACGGUGACACGCUACCGAGCGAUGGUACCGGAACAUCCGCCGACGGGUACGACCCGAAUGCGGAACUGAAGUCACCCAUUUCGCUCGUGCACGAGAUUGCCGUGCAGCGGAGCUUGACGGUCGUGUUUGAGGUGAUUAGCGAGAAGGGUCCGCCACAUAUGACCGUGUUUGUGACGCAGUGCAAGGUGGGCACGAUUGUGACCGAGGGUGAGGGAACCGGCAAAAAGCUAUCAAAGAAGCGGGCUGCCGAAAAAAUGCUUGAAGAACUGCGCAAGCUGCAAAGUGUGGAGCAGCAAACGUAUCCACCAGCGUGGGGCGACGCCAACCCAGCUGCUCAGGCUGGUGGCGAAAAGCGUAAAUCGAAUGCGAAAUCAGCGGCCGCCGCCGAUGGGGCCACGGCGAAGAAAAAGGCACGCAAUCUGAUCAAGGAAAAAUCGAUUGCGGACGUGGCCGAGAAGGAAAAUCCCAUCUCACGCCUGAUGCAGAUCCAGCAGGCCCGCAAAGAGAAGCAACCGGUUUACACGCUGGUCGAGAACGAUCGUCCGAAUGUUGGCCGACGUCGCCAGUUUACGAUCGAAGUGAGUGCCAGCGGGCGGCAAGCGACCGGUGUCGGUAUGACGAAAAAGGCUGCCAAAUGGAGCGCGGCCGAAGCACUGCUGGUGGAGCUGGGAUACGCUACCGAGCCGAAGGGAGGAACUGGCUCGACCGGUGGCGAUAGUGCGGCAAACAAGGAAAACCAGUCCGGCGUGGCAAACGAUUCCUCUCCUCCGGGCGGUAAGCGUUCGCGUAAAGUUCGGUUCCAGGACGAGCAACGAAAUGGUGUGCCAUCUGCGACACAAAUGCUACCAAAUGCUACAUCUUCUAGUGGUGCAAAUCAAGGUAAAGGUGAAACUUCCAAUGACUCGAUGAACGACAGUAUCGCUUCAAAUGACAGCAUGGGAACGAACAGUUCUGGAGUGUCAAGUGCAUCCUCAGCUGCACCGAAAGCGGACAUUGGUGCAAAGAAAGAGCAAUUGUUGUAUUUGGCCCAGCUUUUGAAAUUUGAGGUACAAUUUUCCGACUUUCCGAAGGGUAAUCAUGGUGAAUAUCUGACAUUAGUGAUACUGUCCACGGAGCCGAAUCAGCUUUGUCAUGGUAGCGGAGCAAGUCUCCAAGAAUCGCAUGACGAAGCGGCACGUGGAGCCCUGGAAAUUCUGUCCAAAAUUGGCCUGGACAAUAUCAAACCGAAAGCACCAGCAAACAACGCACCAGACGAUGCUACCAGUUCAGCGGCAGGUGCGUCCUCAACGGCAACAUUGUCUUCACCAGGAACAUCCAACAUUAAGUAAGGAAGAACAUUGCCGAAAUGAUGUGAGACGCUUAAUGUGAAUAUGACCUGUGCUUGUGCCGAGAUCAUAACACCGGAAGGCUGAUGACCGAGCGAAUAAGUGUAUGUAUAUGUGAUCGUUAUCGAUGUUAACUAAAUGCAACCGGAUUGCAGCGGCGCAGCGAGGAAGGCAGCAGAAAGUUUAAACAUUACAUUAAAAAGCAGCAUUAGAAUCGUGAAGAAAGCAAAUUACUGUAACCACCUCCCUAGGGCCUGGUAAGCGAUUGGAUGGAAGCAGGGUUUUCAAUUCUUUUGUAACUUUUUGUUUAUUUGUUACGUUUUGUUAGACUUUUUUUUUGCGCAACCGAUUUGCGAUUUGUUUGAUUCACGUUUUUUGUUUCUCCAUAUACCGUAAUUGGAGUGAAAAAAUUGCACAUAGUGCUGCAAGCUUUUUUUUUUCGCUACUACAAGACCAAUACAAUAAUUAGGGGCUCGCAGUAGUUUGAAAGAUGGAUUCGUUUGCAUUGACUAGAUACAACGAAGGUUUGAAGCUAUAACUCAAUUAUUUAAAGAAGUAAAACAUAUGUUAUGUUGCUGUUUUACACAGCACAGAGCCAAAAGAAUGUUAGAAGAAGUUUAGGUUCAUAUUGAUUCACAAUUCGCAAAAAAAGCUUUUCAAUCUGGCGUAACAUCAUUUGAUAAAGCUGCAGUACUGUGUGCGAAAAGUGUUGUUGAAAAGAGAAUGUUUCGGGUUCAUGGAGGAACGCACUUCAGGAGAGAAGAACGGCAGCAAUUGAUUACCAUUUACCUAAGUGAAGAGUUUGAAGAAACACACUGUGGAGCAGGACCAAACGGACGGACUAAUGAAGCGAAGCAAAGCCCACAGUAAAAUGUGAAAAGUUGAGAUGUGCAUGAAGGUUCUUGAAUCUACAGCAACUAAGAAAGAAGACAGGAAGGAAUAAGGAAGAAAGAUAGAGAGAGAAACGUAGGAUGAGGGAUUGAUAAUGGGGAAUCGAUAUAAAAAAUAGCUAUCUUGCAUCGGUGGAAGCAGCAGCUUAGGGUAAUACUACUUCGUCGUACAGUUGAUUCUUGAUCGCUGACUAGGCCAGUAGUAAUGACAGCUCAGGGAAGAUACACCGACUGAGACCCUAGUCAGCGAAUCAAUGAUUGUUACUGGCGACCUUCCUAUCCCUUAAUUGAUGGUGUCACAACAUAGUACUAUUCGUAGUUUGUGUAUUUCGUUUGAUAACCUUCAUCAUUCUGCUUUUCCAACUGUGUGCAAAACUGCGGGAAUAGGCCACGGUCUGACACACGGUAGACGCUAUUUGCUAGCUGCCCAUGUCGACCGUCGACGAAUAACGUAGAGGAAUGCAGUAAAAUCCCGAACACAUGAAACAUAAGCGCCUCGGUUCGGUUGAUCGACAGGGGGGUAGGGGGGAUACAUUUAGCAUAAGUAGAGGCGAUCGAGAUUUUACUAGAUUCUGAAACGUACCGCGAAACGUUAACGUUCAAUAUCCACUGUAUUGGUUUGGAUGUCAAAGAUCGGUGUGUAUUGAGCGUAAACGUGAUUUAUCAAGGUGGGCAACAUGUCGAAAAAUGCGCGAGCGCCCUGAGAUAGUUCUUACUGUGCUGAUGAAUACGAAAUCCGUACAGAUCCGUCGGAAGCGCAAAAGAUCAUUUUUCAGGGACGCCGGCAAAGAGCAUCGUCGCCGAACACCUUUAAACUUAAGUGUGUUUCUGCUAGUGUUCGUAUACAAGUAUCUAACUGUAAGAAAUAAUGUAUUUUUUCGCUAUUCAAUCGCAUUAACGUACAUCCCCAGUUACAACAAACAGUACCAUUUUAACAAUAGUAAUCCACAAUCAGAAGCGAGAUACACAGCAGCAGCAGCUGUGUCGCAUAAAGUAAAACAUCCAAUCAGCAAAAAACAGAUAUACUUUCUACCAUGCACACAAACACACAAAAUAGCAAUAGAGUUCUACUGGCGAAUGUUUACCAAUGAUCUGGCAAAACAAACAAAAAAAUACAUUUUUUCCAGUAUAUGAAGAAACGAGUGAUCACGAAACAAUGGACCGGUACGGAAACACAUUUUAUUUAAGUUUGGCAUGUGAAAUUCGAUCGAAUACGCGUUAGAGGGGCCCGUGUUGACUUCACUACCAUUGAAAUACAUCACAGAUAAGAUAGUAACGCAAAAACUCCGGUUAGGCAUAUGGUAAUUAUUGUUUGUGACGGAAGAAAAAGAAAAACUUCCAACAGGCUCGUCAUGGAAGAAACAACGGUAACAAGACUAAGAGCUGAAAAUACGUUUAUUGAUCGCUCUUGUACAAACAGCUCCAAUCGUCUUCAAGACACCUUAAGAAUUAGAAACACGAGAAAAAGUUAAAUGCUCUUGGUGCAGAUUUAGUAAUUUAUAUUCAUUGCUUCAUUCAUACACCGAAUCAUAUUUAUUAUUUAAUGUCUCUGGCAACAUUUGCAUGAUUUUUUCAUCGUACUAUCCUUACUGAUUAUGUUGCUUAACGGCAAUUUACCAACGAAGGAGUCAACUGAAAAUCAAGAGCGAUCGAUAAGCCGUGGCCUGACAUUUCAAUGCAUCAGUUUUCAGUGCGAUUGUUCUGAUGUAUCAUGGAAUGGAAAAGAAAAGAAAAACUGCAAAACACAAUUAUCAAGUGCACCCUCACGGUAACAGUUAUGUGGCUCUAAAGAGAGAAACGAAAAAAAAUCCGGUGAAAACAACUCGCCGUUAACUUUUAAAACUAGAAAAAAAACAGAAAAGAUUAUUUGCACUCGUUUAAAAUACUUACAUGGUACUCGAAAAAAGGAAGAAGAAUAAGAAAACAGAUGCAAAAAAGAAAGAAAAACACUUCAAAGGCAGCAUAUAUUUUAGAAUAUCGAAAAUCGUUAAAAAGUUUUUGAAAAUUUUAAUAGAUCAAAAGAACAAGAUACAAGAAAACAGAAUAGGAAAGAUGAUAAAAAACUAUUUAAAAACAAAUCCCCCCCCCCCGUGCGGACGAGUGAACUACUCGCGGACAUGAGAGGACACGCCGAAAGGUUAAUGGUUCCAGUCCUGAUUGAUGGUAAUUCGCGUAUAUUUUGCUAAAAUUCCACUUCUCGACAACAAACAGCAACCAAAAACAAAUGCAUAAGUUUCCCCUCAGGUCGUAUGUAAGUUAAAAAUCUGUUUUGGGAAAAAAACGGGAAAAGAUCGAUUAAAAUCCAAUUAGUAUGCAUAUCUCGCCAUCUCAAAUCAAAAAAAAAAUGCAAGGAAAUGGAGAAAAUGGAUCAAAGAAGGGCAUUAUUAAACGCGUGAAACGAAACAAAAAAACGGAAGAGAUAUGCGCCAGUUUAGUGACACGGGGUACAUGUGCUGGUAAGGAAAAAGUGUGUUACUUGUAGUAAACAAGCUAUGAAACAUCCAUCAUCAUAUUUGUACGAGAAAAAUAAAUAAAAAUAU